AUGGCUACUGCUCAGUUAGUUAGGAAAAAAGUUGACAAACAGAAAAUUGGGACGUGGUCUAGCGUAUUCCCAGUGGAACAAGUCACCCAGCAACAGUCAACAUUAUUCGUAAAGAAGCUACUGGCUGUGGCUGUGUCAAAUAUCACUUACCUUAGGACAAUAUUCCCUGAGCAUGCUUUUGGGGAUCGUUGUUUAGAAGAUCUUAAUCUCAAGAUAUUGAGGGAUGACAGUGCUUGCCCUGGUGCAUGUCAAGUUAUUAAAUGGGUCAAAGGUUGCUUCGAUGCUCUUGAUAAGAAAUAUCUGCGUAUGAUAGUGAUGUCAAUUUAUAGAAAUGAAAAAGAACCAGAUUUUUCUUACACCACUGACAGGACUGAUGAUUCUAUCAGUAUAUAUCGUAACGGAACUAAACUAGCACAAGCAGCCAGUCCGAAUGAGACACGUAAAGCUACCACAACAUUAUUAAGAACCAUCGUAGUACUGACACAGACACUGAAACCUUUACCAGACGAGGCACUAAUGACAAUGAAACUGUUUUAUUAUGAUGAAGUAACUCCUCCUGAUUAUGAGCCACCUGGCUUUAAGGCUGGAGAGGAUACUGAUGAUAAUUUUAUUAACGAGCCAAUGAAUAUUAAUGUGGGAGACAUUUACACUCCAUUUCAUUCUGUUAAAUUAAGGAUAAAGACAAGUGCUGAUCAGUUUGUAUGUGAAGAUGGAGGAGUAAAAGAUGAAGGUACUCAAGAUAAUGAUGGAGACAUCACUGUAGAACAGGAACUGGAUACAGCAAUAGCUUCAACUAACAACAACAGUAUUGCUACUGAGCCUUCUCCUAUGGAACAAGCUGAUAUUAAUGAAGAUGCUCCUUCUCCUCCAUUACUUGGUAAAGGACCACCAGUUGAUACUGAUUCUCUCAUUGUGAAAUGUCCCUGUGGCUAUAACGAAGAUGAAGGUCUGAUGGUAGCAUGUGAAUCAUGCCAUUACUGGCAACAUGCUAACUGCUUUGGACUAAGAACAGCUGAUGAUGUACCUGAACUACACUACUGUGACCUCUGUCACAAAGCUGGUAGUGGUUCAAUCUGUACAGAUAUUCAACUGGUAAAGAUGGGCCUCAGCGAGAGAAGGUUCUUUUGUUUAUGGCGUCGUUUGUUACUCUUGUGUUUAAAAAUACCAAGGAUUAUACCUUACCAUCUUGUCAAAAAAAUGAGUGUUAGCAGUAUUAUUGCUCAGCGUUUAGUUGCUCGUCUUGAGGAAGAAGGGUUUGUUAAAGCACCAAAAAGAGGCAAUGGACGCCUAUGGAAGGUUAUAUUGAAAGAUGUCAUUGAAUCAGUUGCGCUAAAGAAAUAUUUCAAGACAGAAGUUGAUAGUCCACUUGAAAAAACACAAACAAGGAGAAGGAGCAACAAAAGUGAUAAAGAUGAAGCUAGUAAUAAAGGAGUUACUGUUGAACAAUUAACAGUUAAGACAUCUUCGAUGAAUCUAAAACAAUCAAACGAUAAGUCAGCACCAGAUACUGCUGCUAACACUUCAGUAGACGAUGGGAAGAACCCAGACCCACCAGUGGUGCGUAGGUCACCACGUCUUGCUGCCAAAAGACCUCGCUCACUGGUGGAUCCUACAGUUGAAUUCCAACUAUCAAACAGUCAAGAUAUCAUUGAUCUGCCACAGGAAACUGGUAGAGUGAAGAAAAGAAGAAAGAUCAGUAUAGUAUCUAAAGUAUUACUUGUAUGA
Amphimedon queenslandica is the source of this 1725-nucleotide messenger RNA. Its product is annotated as meiosis-specific protein HOP1-like. Bases 1 to 1725 code for a protein of 574 amino acids. The transcript is spliced from 20 exons. Lineage: Eukaryota; Metazoa; Porifera; Demospongiae; Haplosclerida; Niphatidae. The record is from RefSeq and is a predicted model, not a curated record.